Malaya genurostris is the source of this 6802-nucleotide messenger RNA. Its product is annotated as phospholipid-transporting ATPase VD. Gene Ontology annotation, cellular component: plasma membrane. Gene Ontology annotation, molecular function: ATP hydrolysis activity; ATP binding; ATPase-coupled intramembrane lipid carrier activity. The transcript is spliced from 12 exons. Bases 1361 to 5734 code for a protein of 1457 amino acids. NCBI's taxonomy places the organism in Eukaryota, Metazoa, Arthropoda, Insecta, Diptera, Culicidae. Gene Ontology annotation, biological process: phospholipid translocation. The record is from RefSeq and is a predicted model, not a curated record.
CUGUUCUGUGCGGUUGGAUUUUGUCGUUUUGGUGCCUGCUCUUCGGUGAUCCAUAGCUAACAUUUCCGUGUUGUUCAGAAGUUUCGCGCAUCAUCAUCAUUUACGGUGUUGGAAUUUCGAACCAUUUUCCGUACUAUUAUGUUAAGUAGAGUCGAGAGUACGUGGUAAAACUAAUCAUUUUCUCCCAAUCGAUGAAUGUGUCAUCAGUUUGUGCGGUAAAAAAUACCUCCAUGAUCUGUGCUUGUGAGAGGAAACCGGUGUAACUUCUUGUUUUCCACACUUGCUCCUCAUUCACCCCGACGGUUGUGCUUCUUUGCUACGAUACAAAAAGGAAAAAAAUGAAUUCCUGUAAAGUGCGUUGGACUCUCGUCGUCGCCGGUGGAUCUUCAUUGAAGCUUGCAUUUAAACAGUUGUAAUUUUUGUUUAGUGAAAUAAAUCGAGGCAAGUUUUUGCUUCGUAAGUGGAUUUAUUUGAACACGAAUCCUAACAAUCAUUCCAGCUUGGAUAACGGUAGAUUUCGAAAUGUAGUGGUGUUCUAUUGUUUACGUUGCGUUAAGUGAAACGAUUAUUUUGAUGUGUUACAGAAUAUGUGAGGCGGCAAAUGGCGAAUAUUGUGAUGAGUUAAAGCAUGAUCUAGCAGCAAGUUUGUAACUAAAAGCCACAAAUAUUUUUAGUUUCCUUAGCAGAUAAAAAAGUAUUAAUACUAUCCAAGGUGAGAAGAAAAAACAUCAUCUGUGUACGGUUGGUGUGGUUAUUUUUCAUACCCAAAUGUUUCGCAAAUGUCAUGUGGCAGCGACGGCUGUGUUAGUGAAUGUUUAUUGAAACGUUGACGAGAAGUAGGAAAAAAGGAAGGGAAGAACGAACACAUUCUCGCUCAUCUGGCGGAAAGUCUCUGGUUGCUGCUGAUGGUUGCAGAAACCGUUUAACCAGGAAACGGCGCUCGAUUCGGUGGACCAUUCGCCAUAAAUUUAUGAAAAGAUCAAUGUCGACACAUUUCUUUACGCUCGAAUGACCAGCACUCGGAAUGAAAGGAAAAGUGGUAACUCGAAACAGCUGUUUAGUAAGGCGAAACCAAUCUGCUUGAUUUUAUUACCGGAGGUGAACGCAAAAAUCAAGAUUUAGGUGUUGUUAACGAACAUAGCCUGGCGAAUGUGAUUGUUUGUUGCUUCAUUUGUAUAUUCUACUCCAAACUGUGAAAUUAUCAGUGAUUUUUACUGUACGAUCGGAGUACGUAGAGCUUUCACUAAAUAAUUAACAGUGAUCGUGAAAUUAGUGGCUUACUAAAAUCAAUAAAGUGCAAUUAAUCGAAAUCGUAAAAGUGCGCGAUAGGCCAAUCGGUUCCUAAUGGUGGUACCUAACGAUGACACAACUGGAGGAUACGAGAAAGGAUGUUUCAUCGACUGGUGGCUUUCAGCCCACGACACCUUUGACUCCUCAACAAACGCAGCAACAUCUGCAUAUUAUAGGUGGCCAAUCCGGGGUACACAAUUUGGCCCCAGAAUCUACCAGAACCUACGUAUUCCCAAAUUCAAGCAUAGUGGGAGGUAGUGGAUUACCUCCCAGCACCACCGGUGUCAAUCGGGCCCUGUUUGAUCAUCCUAGAAAUGGAGGACACUCUCGAUCGAUCAGCCAUGGAGAAGGUUCCUUCGGGAUGUAUGGAGCUGCCGGUAGGCCGUCCGUACUCAAAUCGGCUGUCAAAGGUGGUCACCAACGGGCCUUAUCACAGGGUCAAAUUACCGAUGCCCCUUUGCCACGAUCCGGACAUAGCCGGGUUGGCUCCAAGACAGAUUUUAUUCUUCCACCGGGCCACAAGGAACCACCCGAAACGAGGGAAACGGGAACCGCUUCCACUUCGGGGAAAGGACAUUCGCGUCAAGCAUCACGGUCGGAGUCGAUCUACACACUCCGGCGGGCCGAUCGGCCUCCCUGGUGGAAACGGAUAAUGUUCUGUCGCAGUAGUAAAUUCGAAGAUCGAGGGUACAGAAUAGUGGUCCCUAAUCACACAGUGCCUCCGAAAACGCCAAAACACGACCACCCGAACGGACGGCUGAUUGGCAACAAAAUUCGGACUACCAAGUACACACUAUUGUCUUUUGUACCGAAAAAUCUACUGGAACAAUUCCACAGGGUUGCGAAUUUGUACUUCAUAUUUAUAGUGCUGCUCAACUGGUUUCCGCAGAUCAACGCCUUCGGUAAAGAAAUCGCUAUGAUCCCGGUACUAUUUGUGCUGGGUGUGACGGCUAUCAAGGACCUGUUUGAGGACCGAAGACGGCGGGCUUCAGAUAAGCGAAUAAAUAACUCAACCUGCCGCGUGUACAAUGGGGAAUCUGAGCGCUACAAAAAAAUACUGUGGCAAGAUGUUCGCGUGGGUGACCUUGUGCAUCUGUCAAAUAACGAAACAGUUCCGGCGGAUAUUUUGCUGCUCAAGUCCAGUGAUCCGCAUGGUGUGUGCUAUAUCGACACCUGUGACCUGGACGGGGAAACCAACCUGAAGCGGCGACAGGUGAUACGUGGUUUUGCCGAAAAACAACAUAUCUUCAUGCCUAGUAAAUUUACGAGUCGGAUUGAGGUGGACGCACCAUCCACUAAAAUCUAUCGGUUUCAUGGAGCUGUGAUACAUCCAUCGGGGGAACGAGUGCCGGUAUCCACCGAGAGUUUACUGCUAAGAGAAAGUCGUCUGAAGAAUACGGACUACGCCGAGGGUAUCGUUGUCUAUGCCGGUCACGAAACGAAAGCGAUGCUCAAUAAUAGUGGUCCACGGUACAAGCGUUCUCAAAUUGAGCAACAGAUGAACAUCGAUGUUAUAUGGUGUGUGAUUAUACUUAUAAUUCUUUGUGUUAUUGGUGCUAUCGGUUGUAAAAUGUGGCUGUCGUCAUUCGUUGCGAUUUCGGGUGAUAACAACGAAACCUAUCGUAUUCCUUAUCUGCCGUUCGAAAUAAAUCCCGAUUACGAGGGUCUGUUGGCCUUCUGGACGUUUGUGAUCAUUUUGCAGAUCAUGAUACCUUUGUCGCUGUACGUAACCAUCGAGCUCUGCAAAAUUAUGCAAGUUUACCACAUACACAACAGUAUCGAUCUGUUUGAUAUGCAAACGAACAAAAGAACGGAAUGUCGAGCGAUGAAUAUUACGGAAGAGCUGGGACAGAUUCGAUACAUAUUUUCGGAUAAAACUGGAACACUGACAGAGAAUCGGAUGAUAUUCCGGAGGUGUACGAUCGUGGGCGUAGACUACAACCAUCCGGAGACGGAAGAAGAGAAAGAACUGACCAAACUCGGAGGUCCCGUGCCGUAUCUUCAGCCAAAUAUUAGUUUAAUAGAAAACCUAAACCAGAUUACCGAUGCGAAUCGUUUUACUGGCAGUGCCCAGCAAAUUCAGGAAUUUUUCCUGGUGUUGGCGAUUUGCAAUACGGUGGUCGUAAGUGCCACACCCCACAGGGACCAGAUGAAUGCAAGCGGAGUGAUCGAACUGAAUGACAGUGAUACGAGUGUGACCUUAGUGCGACCGGUGGUCGUCGAUGCGAUCGCAAAUGGGUUAGAUCCCGCCAGCGAUCGAUACGCAAGACUCACCGAAUCACGAUCGAUCACACCGUCGCCACCACCGAAUGUCCCUACGUCACUGCCGCUAAAGCAAACCCACGUGCCAUCGCUGUCGCCAAUAAGUAGCUCAGCAGAAACAUCUCCCAUGUCGGAAAGCCCUCCCAUGAAGCUAAAAGCGAAUACGCCAACAGCGCGUGUCAAAUCCCUGGUCGCCAAGCUACCCAAAGGUCCAUUCAAAUGUAGCAGUAGUAGCAGUAGUAGUAGUAAAAAUAAGUUUAGCAUGAAUAGCGUUAAGUUCCAAAAGUCCCACUCUCAGGGAUCAACACCAAGUGAUCGCCGUCCUAUUUUCGAAGCCGAAAGUCCCGAUGAACUUGCGUUGGUUAACGCGGCAUACAGCUACGAUGUUUGUUUGAUAAAUCGGAGUCCCAAUCACGUUUUAGUGAAUGUUCCCGGAGAUGGUGUCGUCGAGUACGAAGUUCUUAAAAUAUUGCCAUUUGAUUCUAAUCGCAAGUGUAUGUCAGUGGUGGUACGGAAAACAGGCACCCAAGAGGUUGUACUGUACACCAAAGGCGCUGACAGUUCCAUCAUGUCUUCGUUGGCACCAUGCGCGACUGACUCCGAUGAAUAUCGGUUUCGCGAACAGACGCAGCAUCAGUUAAAUCUGUAUGCCCGUCAAGGUUUACGCGUACUCGUUAUGGCAAAACGAAAACUUGAUCCAACGGAUUUUUCCGAAUGGUAUAGUAAACACCAGGAGUGUGAAUUAAGCAUGGAAAAUCGUGAAAAGAAAAUACGAGAAUCGUUUGGUGUUUUGGAACGAAACCUUACGCUUCUUGGUUCAACUGGCAUCGAGGAUCGCCUGCAGGAAGGUGUACCGGAAACGAUUGCAUCUCUACUACAAGCAGGAAUUGUGAUAUGGGUGCUAACCGGGGACAAAACAGAAACGGCAAUCAAUGUUGCAUACUCAGCCCGGUUGUUCAACUCUCAAAUGGACAUCCUUCGUUUGACUGCUCGAUCACGGGACUCUGCUGAAGCAUGUAUAAACUUCUAUUUGAAUGAAAUCGAAAAACAUCUGAACGACGUGGAGUUUUCGAUUCGAAGUGAUCGGGAUAAGGGACGGGCGUUGGUGGUCGAUGGUAAAACGCUCACCUUCAUUCUGGAUUUGCGAUCGAACCUGACAAAGCCGUUCCUUAAGUUGACCAGAUAUUGCUCGUCGGUUUUGUGUUGCAGGGCCACCCCUCUGCAAAAGGCUUUUCUGGUGAAGGUGGUGAAGGAGGAACUUCGGAUGACCACACUGGCGAUUGGCGAUGGAGCUAAUGAUGUUUCCAUGAUACAGAUGGCCGAUGUGGGCGUAGGAAUUUGCGGACAAGAAGGCAUGCAAGCAGUAAUGGCGUCCGAUUUUACAAUGGCUAAAUUUAGAACCUUGGAGAAGUUAUUGUUAGUUCAUGGUCACUGGAACUACGAUCGGCUUGCGCGUAUGAUCACGUACUUUUUCUACAAAAAUGCCGCCUUCGUGUUCUUGCUCUUUUGGUAUCAGCUUUACUGUGGAUUUUCCGGUGCCGUGAUGAUAGACGAAAUGUAUCUGAUGAUCUACAACCUCAUUUUUACUGCAUUGCCUCCACUUGCCAUUGGUGUCUAUGACAAGAAAAUAAUAGACGACUUACUGCUCACCUAUCCUCGACUGUAUCGACAUGGUCGUCUGGGCAAAGGCUAUAAACCACAUACCUUUUGGGUUGUUAUGUUCGAUGCGCUUUACCAGAGUUUAGUGAUUUUCUUUGUAGCAAAGGCAGCCUAUUGGGAUUCAGACGUAGACAUCUGGGUGUUCGGUACGACGAUCACGUCAUCUUGUCUGUUCGCCAUGCUUCUUCACUGUGCCAUAGAAAUUAAAUCAUGGACAAUUCUGCACGUAUUAUCAAUUGCAAUCAGCAUAGGAUCGUUCUAUGUAUUCGCCUUCGCAUACAACAGCGUGUGUGUCAGUUGCUUCGGACUACCUUCCAAUUAUUGGGUGAUUCACAUGGCUAUGAGUUCCAUACAGUAUUAUCUCAUAACAGUCCUGACUGCAGUGCUUGCUCUGUUGCCCCGUCUCAUAUAUCGUGUUCUGGAGAACACCAUCUGGCCAGGUGAAGGUAUUCGUGUGACGUUACAGUACAAGGAAGAGAAACGAAGAGAACCGCCAAUCACUGGACUGCGCAUAAGACUGUAAUCAGAAUUCUCUCCGAAAGAGAAAGCUUCAUCAGUAUGCACCGGUAUAUGAUAUCUUCAAUAUUUUGAGGGAUCAAUUUACAAAAUGACGAAAUAUUAAUGUUAAUCCUAAUCACCAUCGUAGUAUGUCUCAAUAAAAAUUAAACUAGCCCAUCAGAUAAUUCCAGUGCAACUGAUAGCGGCCUUAACAUUCAAUUCUCAAUUCCUAUUUUAUUGAAACCAUAGAAAAUUGCAAUCAUUAUAGAAUAAUGCUUCAACAUCUCGCUGAGCCAAAUUAAAUUGUCUUGCUGGAAUCUUAGCUUAGCACCUGCGUACUAGAAAUCACGAUAGUGCAUUUUAUUUAAACACAAAACAAUACGCUUAUCGAUGGAAAAAUAGUAGCAAUGCGUUAGUGCAGUAAUCUACAUUGUUUUCGUGUAUUACAUACUCGAAUGAAGAAAGCAUAACUGGAAAGGCUGUGAGAAACCUGAACACUACGAAAAUAAAAUUGUUGUCAAAUUGAAGCGCAGCAGAGUAGGAGCAACAAUCAAGAAAGUGUACCGAUUAUAAGGAUAGAGACAAUAAGCAAUGUCUGUAGGUUAUCUGAUAUUGAAUACUUGAUUAACUGACAAACUGCGCACUAAUCGAAGACUAACCCUGAGUGAAAACAAUAACGAUAUCAAUAUUAUACAAGGGGAAAGAAAAUGGUAUAGUCCAUUGUUGGGGUCGGUCCUCUGAGGAGGUUAAUUUACUACCGUUGCCUAGAUGCGCUAAAGACAAUUUACUGUUAGCAAACCGAUAUACAAUGUGCAAAAUACUAGUAUUCCUUCAGUAUGGGAAACACUAUGGUAGGAAAUCCGAUAGUAAAUUAUUUAAUUUUAUCCUGUAAGCACGCUACAGUAAUAUUAAGUUGACAUCAACAGAUUUAUAAUAUUGACAAUUCUACUAAACCAAUCAUAUAACUGAAUAGUGAAUCAAUCUGUAUAUAUUGUGAAACGAAAUAGGAAUCGAAAUUCAAACUGUUACAUAAGUGUUAUAUUUUAUUGAUCAAGUCGAAACAAACUGAUUUUUAUGAAAAAAACUGUAACUU